AUGUUAGAGUCAUCUAGUGUUAAGGAUCGCAUGAACGCGUUAGACAACUAUGUUUCAAAUUUAAAAGAAGGUUGGGCACUUCCAAGAGAGCGUAAAACUGUUCGGUUCACUUCAAAACAGAUAGAUUUUCUAACUCAGAAAUUUGACGAAGGCUUGAAAACCUCUACACGCUGGAAGCCGGAAGUUGUGGUUGAUAUGAUGCAUAACUUUAAAGUGGACGGAAAGUUUGCCUUUUCGGUGUCUGAGUUUUUGAGUGCCGCUCAGAUAAGAUCGGUUUUCUCAAGAGAAAAAUCCAAGCGAGCCAAAGUAGGAGUCAAAGUGCAGAAGACUGCCGAUGAGGAAGAGCAAGACGACGAAGAAAGUUUUCGAGACGGCCAGGCUUUAGAAGAAGUUCUUGUUCGCAGUGCAAUGCACGAAAAAUGUGAGAAAAUAUUUGAUGAAGGCGACGAGGAGGAAGCACAGCCACUGAAACGCGGAGUAAAACACCAUUCAUCUAAUCAGGAUUUACCCGACAAAAAACGUUCUUCAUUGAGAAAGAAAAAACCUUAA
Messenger RNA from Didymodactylos carnosus, 549 nucleotides. The record is from the annotation of a GenBank genome assembly. Lineage: Eukaryota; Metazoa; Rotifera; Eurotatoria; Philodinida; Philodinidae.